AUGUCAGCUCUGAGGACUCUCGCUUUUCUAGCUUUAAUUGCAGGUGUUUCCAGCAGUAAGACUUCAGACUGCUCAUACGUUUCUCUUCUGACGCACUUGAACCUGACGGAAACAAACGAUGUUCUGGAGAUCAUGCGACCCGUGAAGAACUGGACCACGCCGACCCUCGUUCAGGUGGACAUGGUGUUGUUUGGCAUUUUAAAAGUGGAUGAGAAGUCUCAAACUGUCACGAGUCACAUCGGGCUCCAAAUGCGCUGGACAAAUGAAUUUCUAACUUGGAAUCCAUCAGAUUUUUGUGGGAUAAAUGUGCUGAGCAUUCCUCGAUCGAGACUGUGGAUCCCAGACGUAGAAAUCAUAGAGGAUUCCUCUGACACUGGGAGCAUCUCCAGGAGUCCAGUUGUCAGUUUGUCUCCCAACGGUUUGGUGAAGGCAAACGCACGUCAGCGGCUGACCUCCACCUGUCUGCUGAAUGUCUCCAUGUUCCCCUUUGACACCCAAAAUUGUGAGAUCACUUUUUCCUCCAUGAACUCAGACGCGUACACCAUACAACUAGGGACAGUCCACAGUGAAGCACUCCUUAAUAACAUCUCUGAGCUGUCCAUGGUUACAAAGGGAGAAUGGGAACUGGAAAACAUGGAUAUUAAGUAUGUUAAUGGAAUCAAAGUUGGAGGAAGUCAAAGCAAACUUUUAUACACGAUCAGAAUCUCCAGGAAGCCGAUGCUUUAUGUGAUCAAUUUAAUCGUGCCCCUGUUCUAUUUUCUGGUCCUGGAUUUGGGCUCCUUUUUCAUCAGUGAGGCCAGAGGAGAAAAGCUGAGCUUCAAAGUGACCAUCCUCCUGUCCAUCUCCGUCCUACUGCUGAUUCUUAAGGACAUUUUGCCCUCCACUGAAGACAACCUGCCAUUAAUCGCCACCUACUGUGUAACGAUCUUCGCCAUGGUGGGGCUGAGCGUGCUGGAGGCCAUGCUGGUGAGCUACCUGUACGACCUUGAUGGUUGCUGUUGUAAUACGGCUCAAAGCCCCGUUGAUGAAGUGGAUAUUCAGCUGGAAGUCGACUUUCACAAAGAGCCUCCUGCAGCUGAAGAGACGCCUGAGAAGAGUUCCCGUCCUCUGGAUCGGCCCAGUGACGGCGACCUGCUCAAACUAAUCCUGCAGGAAGUGAAGGCAGCUCAACAGGAAGUGAAAAGACAAGACAAAGACCAGAGGGAGCCUGGACGCUACAGGAGGCUGGCCAACAUCAUAGACCGCGUGUUCUUUACCGUCUACUUUUUAACUAUUACUAUUUUUAUGACAUGCAUGAAUACCUUUUGGCUGACCGAGCAAACCAACUAA
Messenger RNA from Cottoperca gobio, 1329 nucleotides. Its product is annotated as 5-hydroxytryptamine receptor 3A. Gene Ontology annotation, cellular component: membrane. The transcript has 10 exons. Gene Ontology annotation, molecular function: extracellular ligand-gated monoatomic ion channel activity; transmembrane signaling receptor activity. Bases 1 to 1329 code for a protein of 442 amino acids. NCBI's taxonomy places the organism in Eukaryota, Metazoa, Chordata, Actinopteri, Perciformes, Bovichtidae. Gene Ontology annotation, biological process: monoatomic ion transmembrane transport. The record is from RefSeq and is a predicted model, not a curated record.